Molecule: messenger RNA, 6590 nt
Organism: Zootoca vivipara (common lizard)
Lineage: Eukaryota; Metazoa; Chordata; Lepidosauria; Squamata; Lacertidae
Source: RefSeq, a predicted model, not a curated record
GUGGUCAGGGAUGAUGGGAAUUGUAGUCCCAAAACAUCUGGAGGGCCGAGUUUGGGGGGUGUCUGGCCUAGAGUAUUUCUGCUAUGGGACCAUGGGCACAGCCGGGGUGUGAGUGUGUGCAGCUGCCCCCCCCCAAUCAAAUAAGUCAGUAAAAAUACUUAACUGGCCAAUCGCUUCGCAGGUAACUCAGUACUCACCCCCCCCCCCACCAAAAAAAUCCUGAUGUAUGGGGCAGCUAUAUAAAUUCAGUAAGUGAAUAAAUAUGCGGCAAUUCAGCCCCGCGAAAUGUGCAGCAAAGCGGCGCCUUUCCGGCCGUUGAGUGCCCCUCUCGAGAUCCCUGCCGCGGCCCCAUCGGAGAGGCUGCGGCGCCGGCGCGGUAGCUGUGGGCUGUCCGAGCCCCCCUUGGCUUCCCCCCGUUGCAUUUCCGUCGGUUUAAAGGAAGGCGCGGGAGCUUGGUUUGCAACGGAAAGGGAGCCUCUUUCUCGGGGGUGUCUCCCCUGUUCUCCCUCCUCACUGUGGGACAGUCGCUUGGCUCGGUUUUCUCUCCCGAGUUAUUUCUUUAGCAGGGACACAGGUGAGACCUCCUCCCCACCCGCACCCCUUAGCAAUUCUUCCCUCCCCACCUCAAUCCCUCCAUGGGGCAAGGGAAGCGGUGUCAAGGCUGUCCGCCGUCGGGGACAGGAUGCUGGGUUAGAAGGAGAGGCUUUCCCGAUUUGCUCCAGCGGGGCUCUUCUGUUCUUGGAUAGAAGGAGCGGAGAGCAGGCUUGAAUGCAAUGGCCCAGGACCACCAGAAAAUCACUCGCACCAUGCAAAUCAGAAGGGAUGAAUCAGGAAUAAUUAAGACAAAUGCGGAUCUGGGAGCAGGGAGGUUACCCAAUGCAGGACGCAGUUCAGUAAGGGAACCACCAAGCCCCAAACAGAUCGGUGCUAAUUAUUAUUAUUAUUAUUAAUUGAAUUUAUAUACCGCCCUAUACCCCGGGGUCUCAGGGCGGUUCACGGUAUAAAAUCAAGAUAUAAAACCACAAAAUACAUAAUAAAAACAAAAACCCAAUAGCCGGGGGGGGGGCAUUUUAAAAGGGCAUAGGAUGCAAAUCAGAUCAACCCAAAGGUUUGGUUAAAAAGGAACGUGAUUAGGAGUAUGCAAGAUUCUAGUCCUUAUUUGAUACCCCAAGAUUCCAGAGUACCUAUUCUAGUCAAUAACUCAAGAUUCUAGUCAAAACUUUGUCAUACAUUUAUUCCCAGCGGCAGCUUAAGAAAACAGUGUAAGGACAUAAAAUGGCUGGAUGACGCCCAUCUGGUCCAGCAUCCUGUUUUCACAGUGGGAAGCCCCCCAAGCAGGUCGCAUGAGCUCUCUUGACUCCUGUGGUUUCCAGCAACAGGUAAUUGCUUCUCCCAAAGAAUCCUGGGAACUGUAGUUUGCUAAGGUUGUGCUGGGGAUUGCAGAUUGUAAACUAUAGUUCCCAGGAAUCUUUUUUUUGGGGGGGGUGUGCUUUAAAUGUAUGGCCACUCAGUAGCCCAUACAGUACGGACUUUCAGAGCCUUAGAGAAUAAUAGCAGCGUAGAGUUGGAAGGGACCCAGUGCGGUCAUCUAGUCCAAUCCCACUGCGCUGCAGGAAUAGCAACAAAGAUCGCUUUGUUUACCUCCUGUUGCUUUGACUUUCCAGGCAGUUGGUGCUGUGGCGGUGCCUGUUGCUGGAUUGGCCUCGGGUUUAAAGGGACGACACAGGUGUGGAGGACCUGGACAGGAUGCCGAGAGGCAGGAAGAAAGAAAACAUCCCUCCUUUUCUGAGCAGCUAUGUGGCGUCUGAGCAAAGAAACGUCCAGAGAAACAUCAACAUCAAUCUGUACCUGUCCACGGAAAGGCAUGUAGCAGCCGACUCUGUUGUCCGCAGGUCAGACUGCGGAGGAGCGAGUGUCCAGGGGAUAAAACGGGCUGCGUUCACGGAAACGGGAAGCAAUGACCUUCUGCAACACCGUGCGGUUCAGACCAACCUCUCUUGCCCUUAUUGGCCUUUCCAGGACGACACUGGUGGCUCUUUAUCCAAAAGGCAAAACAACCUAGCGCCGAAACUGCAGAGGGGUGCCUCUGGAGACUCAGAGUUUACCAGCGAUGCACCGACUUCAUGCGCCUCUCUCUGCUCAUGCUCAGAGCAGCUCGGUUUAAAGGGCAACCCUCCGAGCCACCUCUCGGGUCGAAGCCACGAUGUCUCUCAUGCUUGCGGCACCCUCUCCAAGAACAGGAUGGGAAGCGAGGACCAACAUGGGUCAAAAGCAAGCCGUGUUUGUGCGUCGGGAAGAAUCUGUGGGCAUCUCGGCGACUGCGGAGGUUGCUUCUCUCCGGCCGAAUUGUCCGUGAUAUCGUCUCCUGGCUCUGUUUCCUGCCGGUGUCCUCCUACAAGCGACGACUCUUUGCAUCGUGGGCCAGGCCUUACAUUGGAGCAUUUGAACUCUUCGACCUUGUCGGAAAGCGCUCAGUCUUCUGCAGCGCUCCAGGCCCUCUUGAAGUCUUCCCGGACGUCUGCCGACCUGCACAGUUCCAUCCGGCAGCUCAAGCGAGAAGCCACCUUGAUGGGGGCUUUGGGCUCCUCCCCCUGGGAGUCCAAGCGUCCUCUUCUCCCUUGCCAACCACUCCGCAAUCCUCAGGUCUCCACCUCGACCGUGCUGAGUGCCACGGAGCAUCUUGCGGCGGGAGAGAGCUACGCCAGGCAGGCCAACGUUAAAUGGCAAGCCCCUUUUCCUAGGGACUGGGGUGGCAAUUCCAAGGUGGGCAAACCCAUCUCCGUUAUCUACAGGGGCGAAAACGCUGGAUUGCAGACCUUCCCAACAGAGGCCUUGGACCAGUCGGGUUUCCGUGGUGGCGUUGAUCUGACCUCGCUGGCACUUCGGGGAGAAGACCGCUAUUCCAAAACCUCCAUUCGCUACCUUGAAUGUUGCUCGGGCGGCGCCUGGCGGACUCCGGAAAGAAUGGGUGCCUGCGGCUGUUCCAAGACCCACUGCCACCGAAGGAUGGCUGAUCCGGAAGAGCUUGCCUCCGGAGCGUUUCGUCGCUCAGAGUUGAGUCUCUCGGAGCAUGCCAUGAGUCUCCUUUCCUUCGACAGCUUGGAGGUCUCCCUGGAGGCGUCGUGCGGCGAGGCUCCGGCGAACCUGGGGUCUCCUGUGCACGUCCGCCUGGCCGUGCAUUCUCCUGCAUGCCAGUUUAGGAACGGUGCCCAGGAUUCUGAUGUCUGUGAAGCUGGGAGCGAACUAGGAGAGGACAGCGGGGGGCCCACACUCUCCGCGGGGGAGCACGCUGCGGAUCUGCCCCAUUGGAAGAUCAGUCGCUUUGGAGAACAUUGGCAGGCUGCUGAUAGUAUAGGUGCGGCCGUUGUUGGGAGAAGUGCCAACGGUUCCCUGAAUUCCACGCUCGGCGACUGUUGGCGUGAUGCGGAAAAUGGUCAGGGAGGAGAGCCUUCAGUGGAACAGACUUGGAAAGGGACCACAGCAUUGUACGAUGAGGAGAUGGAUGAUAAGCAAAAGGAGGACCUGGAAUCGAUGGAGAAGAGAAACAGGCCUUUGCCCCAGAGGGUGGACCCCCAGCUGGAGAAAUGCUUUGUGGCCUGGCGCAACCACGUCUCUGGGAAGACGACCGCUGCCCGGGCUCUGUAUGAGCACCAGCUGUUGCGCAAGGGGCUUGCUGCCCUGCGGUGGGCCGUGCAGUUAAGAAAGGUUCAAGCAGGCAUUGCCCAGAGGAACCACAUUCUGGCAGUGCUGGCUGCCAGCUUCUGCAGGUGGCAGGAUGCUGUGGCAAAGCAGCGGAGGGCCCAAUCUUCCCAGCAACAGGAGGCGGCGAGCCCCAGCAGAAGCCCACUGGCAACCCCAGGAAGAGGGGGAGUAAGGAUGUCCCCCAAACCUUGCCACCUACCUGUGGAACACCUGGAAGACGCUGCCCGAUACAGCAGGGCGGAGGGAAAUCUGUGGACGCAGCUUCGUCGCCAGCAGGGAGGGGGCGAGACCUGCAGAAAGGCAGCGGCUCUACGGGAUGUGAGGCGCCUGGCUGCUUUCAGAUUGUGGCGCCUUCAGAAGGAGCGUCUGGAGAAAGAGGAGAUUCGCGCCCAGGAAGCUCUCGCCCUCCUGGAGAAAAAGAGGCUGGCGAGCGCGUUUGAGGCCUGGCAUUCCCGCUACAGGGCAGCCCGGCGGAUCCUGCCACUGGUGACUCAGGUGCAGAGAGGGCUGCUGAGCCGCUGCUUCCAGACCUGGAGGACCAUCACCGACCGGGAGGCGCUGUGCAGGCACAGCAGGGAAUGCCUGCGGCUCGAAUCCCUGAGGGUUCAUUUCCAUCAAUGGGCCCUGAUGAUGCAAGUCCGGGAAAAGGCCAGGAAGACUCUGCUGGAGCUGUGGGCCUUGAAGUGGAGGAGAACCCACGCAGGGAACAUGGAUGUAGCUGAAAAGCUUCCUGCAGCACAAGCGAGGUGGUCCCAAAAGAGUGGUGCCGAUUCUCUGGACGGCUUCUACCGCGCAUUAACGUUGCAGCAGGCGUUCCGGACUUGGGAGUCAAGGUGGCGGGAAUCCCAGCAGGCAACUGCUUUCCACCGAGUCUCGGAAAGGCGGCAGCUGAGAGGAGCUCUUGGGCUCUGGCACCGGAAGACCCUCUCCCUGCAUCCUCUUGGACUCGGCCCCAGGGACCUCGCUGAGGACCUUCUCCUUGCGUCGCCGGAUUCCGAGGAGUCUUCCCUGUCCUCUGGUUUCCAUAGCAAUGUGCCUGCUCCGCCUCUCUCUGGCGGUUCGCUGGACAAGGAAGGCAGCUCGGAGGCCAGUAGCCAGGCUAGCAUCUCCUCGUCGAUGACGAUUGAAGACUCAGGGCACCUUCCUCAUCACGGCUCCCCAUCUCCCAGCCAUUUACCCAGUGACUCCCAAGAUGUCGCUGCUGCAGAUCUCCUCAGGCAAGCGCCCUCCCCUCUGGGUAAUGGCCACAUCCAGAAUCAGAGGCAGCUGCUGGCGAAAUGUUUUGCGUUUUGGUCGGCCAGGACUGUGCAGAACCUGAAGGCAGAGCAACACGGCAAGCGGGCUCUCCUCUCCAGGGCUUUCACCUCCUGGUCCGUGGCAGCCAGCCGCCGUUCUACGUGGCACAGGACUCUAGCGUGGUUGGAGAGUGCCAGGGGGCAGCGUCUUCUGGCGUCCUGCUUCGGGAGGUGGAAGGCGGAGUUCCUGAGAGCUGACCAGCGACGGAAAGACCAGUGCCCACGGCAGAGACCAGCGGGGUACGGGGCAAUGUGGCGAUGGAGGAAAGCGAUCAGUGGGUCCCGGGCUCUCCGUUUUAGAUCCGUCAGCCAGGCCAGCAGCUACUGGACGAGAGCGGCCACCUUCCGCCACUGCGUCCGGCAGCAGAGUGGCUUCCUCGGAGCCCGGAAAUUCCUGAAAGUGCCCCUUCUUUGGCCAAGCAGGCGCAGGCGGACGAGCGACGAGGCUCUUCAGUCAGACUUAGCCAUCCGUUCCAGGCUGACAUGCAGCUCUUUCCGCGUCUGGCUGACGCUCUACAGAUGCCAAAGCAAAACCCUGGGGCCACAGUGGGCCCCCAUGCAUCUGGAGGCAGUAGGACAAGGCAGCAGACAUGGGUGGAACCAGGAGAUGAUGCCCGAAAUGACCCCAUCCGUGGUGGGCAGGAGGUGGCUUGGGAGGAAGUAUUUGGCACGGUGGAGACACCAUGUCCUCCUGCGCCGAUUCCAGCACAGAAAGGAGAAGCAGCAGCUGGCAAGGGCAUGGGUGGUUUGGAAGGAUAGCUGCCAGAUAGAGCUGGCAGUGCAAGCUUUGGUGAGGCAGAGGCUGGCGCAGUGGAGCUGGGUGGUCUGGAGGCGGCGCUGCCUGCAGAGCUGGGUGGCUGAGCGUUUUCUGGCGGGCGAAGAGAGGCAGCUUCUCGAGCAGGCUUUUGGAAGGUGGCGGCAGCUGGCGGCCUCCUGUUCAGAGGGCAGAGGUGACUUCUAGCAGGCCGAAACAUGUUUUUAAAGAUUUCCGGGGCAGCGAGUGAGUCUGCAGGCAAAAGGAAACGGCAGCUUUCCACCCCCCAUUUUGCCUGUAAAAGCCUUGGCAACUGAACAUUCUCCAGCCUAUCAGAUUGCCACUUGGAAAAGCCCAAAACCUUUAUAGGAAGCAUGAGCUUCCCAUCACAAAUCUCUUCUCUGUCUCUCUCUAGUGGAACGAGCACUGGUCAAAUUUUUAUUGCUCAAUAAAACACUAGCAGCCUCAAAGUCUUUUUUUCCCUUCUUCCUUCCUUGCAAAGGCACAGUGCCAAUCGGCUGGUCUGCAAAUCACAGCUGGGCAACUGAGUCAUAGGCUGCUAUACAUUAAAGUGGAUUCCCCUGUCUCAAUGGCUGGAAUUCAAUGCUGUAUGUGUCUCCUGCAUUCCUGUGCCCAUUUUAUAAGUAGCAAACUGAGGGCAUGGUGGCCAGAGCCACCUGGUGCAUCCCUUCUUUGUCAGGCCUUUGUAAAUCCUUUAUGAACUUUCAUCUUUUCAUACCAUAAAUAAGCGUGCCAACCAAAAAUAUUAUCAUGACCUUCUAAGUCUAAGCUAUAUGAAUUUUCUAAUGUCAUCCCUUCCUUCAGCCAGCAAAGACAGG